This is a messenger RNA of Symbiodinium sp. CCMP2456, 5784 nucleotides long. The record is from the annotation of a GenBank genome assembly. Lineage: Eukaryota; Dinophyceae; Suessiales; Symbiodiniaceae.
AUGCCAAGUUUUUUGGAAUCUCAUCGAUGGAGGCCGAGUCGAUGGACCCGAACCAGCGCAAGACACAGAGCAGCGAGUUCAGACCGAGUGUCCUGCAAGACAUCACUGAGCUUGAGAGUGUACCCUUCCCGGUUCUUGCAGCCAUUUGCAGCCCCUGCAUCGAAUUUUCUCCUCUUCUCAGUUGUGCUCGUUUUGUUGAACGUGGGGCGCCAUGGGGACUUUGCGACUUCAAAAUGUGGCAGUGGAGAUGCAGCUCCAGGAAAAAGGAUUGCCGUGUUCCAAUGCCAGGGCCAAAUGGAAGCACUGCGGCGCAAGGUGGGCCCCGGAAGCAGAAGUUCGAAUUCAUCCCAGGUGACAAGAAUAAAGGUCCAAGAAGUUCAAUCACUGCGUGAUGCCCGCGAGUUUGCGAUCUCUUUCAAGGCCUAUGCCCAGCUAAGCCAUUGGCGCUUUGCGGCAUGCUUGCUUGCGCGAAUGCCACAGCUUCGUGUUGAUCCCGAUCCAGUUUGCUUCCGGACAGUUGCCGACGGCUGCACGAACGUCAGUGUCUGGACGGCAUCCCUUGCGACACUGGAUUUCAUGGAGGCGUCAGGUGGCGGAAGCGUAUCAGCGGACCAGACGAGCGCAAAGUCGGCCAUGCGAGUAUGGCGAGCAUCGGGUCAAUGGAGCCGGGUGCAGCAACUUCUUGCCGAACUCUGCCAGGCCUUUUUGCAACUGGACGUCAGGGCCUGCAACACUGCGCUAGAUGCCGCUGGUGCCAGCAGCCAGUGGAAGGAAGCCAGGAUGUUGCUGCAGAGCCUCAAAAUCAAGUACAGCCUCGAGCCCAGCCAGGUCUCCUACAACUCGCUCUGUCGAGCUCUUGCCGGCAAAGGUCUUUGGCAGCUUGCCAUCUGCGACAUGGAGAAGAGUCGAAGCGAGUGCUUGAAGAUGGACGUGGUUGGCCUAAACACGCUGCUAGCGAGCUUCACAGACCUGGGCUUGUGGAGUCGCAGCCUCCACGAGCUGACACGGACCCCGAUAACUUUGGACAGGGUCAGCUACAACUCCGCAGCCUCGGCAGCGGUGCCAACGAGGUGGGCUACUGCUGUGCAGCUGCUCUCCACGAUCAACAGCUCGGCGCUCCGUCCGGAUGCCUUCACGGUGAACUUUUUGAUCAGAGCCCGUUCCGAGUCAAGCUGGACUUCGGCCUUCUCAGCCUUGCAUCUCGUCGCGGAGACGCAGCUCCGGCCCGGAUCUAUGGCGUACCUGGCGGCUCUUCAUGCAUGCAGGACUGACCCCUCCUGGUCCGCCGCGCUUAUGCUGCUGGAGCGAUGGGCCUGGAAACCCCUUGCUGAUGCUUGCCUAUUACAGGCACGCAGAGCCUUUGACAGAAUGGGAAGCUGGAGACAAGCACUGCUCCAGAGAGGCACACUCCGGUGGCAGCUGGCCAUGGUUUCUCUUUCAAGCAGGCAGGACUACAACGAGGCGAUCAGGGCCUGUGAAGACAAGAGAUGGGAAGCUGCGAUGGGUCUGCUGAAGGCGAUGAAGGCCUAUCUGGUCCCGGACGUGGUGAGCUAUAAUGCGCUGCUGGCAUCCAUGCACUGGCUGUUGUGCAUGGAGAUCCUCAGCCAGAUUCGACCAGAUGUUGUGAGCUUCACCACGGCCAUCAACUCAUGCGAUAGCUUCGCUUGGAAUCAGUCAGUGGCGUUGCUCAGAAGGAUUUCAGGAAUGUCGCUGCGCCUGGACACUGUGAGCUGUAAUGCUGGCUUGACUGCCUGUGCUUCCUCCUUUGGUUGGACGGGCUCAAUCUUGAUGCUGCAAACGCUGGCGGACAGUUUACUGGAGACGGAUCGUGUCAGCUGUCACAGCUCUGUCGCAGUGCGACUAGGCUACGACUUGCCAAGCCUGCAGAAGUCGUCGAAGAAUAUUGGUGUUUUCGUCGGUGUCAGUGGAUCCGAGUGGGGUACCGUGCCUCACAAAAUGGAUGCAGCGGGGUGCGGAAGUGCAGAGGCCAUCAUCUCGAAUCGUGUGAACUUCGCACUGAACCUCAAAGGAGCCAGUCAAACGAUCAACACCGCGUGCUCAUCCGGCCUGGUAGCAGCGGCCCAUGCGUCCAAGUGCCUGCGCAGUGCGUUGUCUUGCAACCUUUUUGAUGGAGUAAACUGCACUUCUGUUGACGGGCUGUCAGCGUCUGUCAACCUGCUUGGCUGCUGGUACGUCAGAACGGAGCAUCUUAGUCUUGCAGUGACACCAACACGUGGCACGCUCUUACGACAAACGACAGCCAUGGCCGAUGAUGAGAAUCCCGAUGAUGGGCCUGGCCUUAUCAAGCUGGAUAUGAAGCAAUUUGGAUCUGGCACUAUGGAAGACCCUCUGCGCCACGCCGUUGGCAUGCGCACUGCACAGGACCAGUACAAGAUGCAGAUGUGGAGCAGCUUUCCGUCUCUCUUCCAGAACACCAUCUUCCAUGGUGAGCAGGAUGCGGAGAUCAAGCGGCUGCGCCAGUCCGGUUCUCUGGACGAGAAAUUGCAACGAGCAAAGCAAUUGAAAGAGGAAGGCAACAAGCUGCUAAAGUCAUCCACCACAAGAAGGACCUCUGAUGACGAAGCCAGGAAGGAAAGGGAAGCGCAGCAAGAGCUGGAGGAGCAACUGGAAGCACAAAUCUGGGAGAAAGAAAAGGAGCUCAAGGAUUUGCGGCAGCAACUUGCAGCACUGAGGGCAACAGCUGAGCGCAGUGCGCCCAAGGAGGCUGAGGAAGUCGAAGAAGAUGAUGAGCAAGAGCAGCAAAGCUUGGAUGCUGCUGUGCGCUCGUAUGAGAAAGCAGCCGGAUUACUCAGAUAUGUCGAGUGCCUUCGGCAAGACUGGAAGAACGAUGACGGCUCUUACAAGGGCAUCGAGGACGACUUCCUCCGCGUGGAGGAGACGGCCUUGGACUCGGCAGAGGCCUCCGAGCUGGUGCAGUCCUGCUACUUGAACAUCGCACUGGCCUGUCAAAAGCUUCGAAAGUUCGACGACAUGAAGCGGGCGUGCGACGAAGUCUUGGAGAAGGUGAACCCGGACAGCGUCAAGGCCUUGUACCGGCGUGCGCAGGCCCGCCUGGCACCAAUCUCGGCCAAGGAUGCAGAUCGUGAGGCUGCCAUCCAGGAUUUGAUGGCGGCUGCGCGGCUGGCCCCCAAUGACAAGGAGGUGCGGAAUAUGCUGACCAAGCUCCGGAAAGAGAAAAAAAAGCAGGAAAUGGAAGACAAGAGCACGUUUGGAGGCCUCUUCCAGCGAGGGGAGGUGGUCAAGAACGAUUACAAGUCGGAGCCUCCACGACCAGCUGCUCCGGCUAAAUGGGAUCUGAACGAUCCGAAGGCAACGCACACUGGAAAGGUGCACCUGAAGUACAAGGACUUCGAUCCCCUGGACGGCACGAUCUGUUGUGGAACGCAGCUAGCUUAUGGUCCAUUCGGCUUCGUGGGCUGCUGCAGCGGUGGCAUGCUCUCCUUCAAGGGCCGAUGCUUCACAUACGAUGUUUCAGCAGAUGGGUACUUGCGGGGCGAGGGCGUGUCCAGCAUUUUCUUGGAGCUCAAGGAGUUUGGUCGGGAGGUGUUCACCCUGAUGCCUGCGAGUCAGGCUAACCAGGAUGGACGCAGCGCCAGCAUCACGGCACCCAACGGCCCAUCCCAAGAGAGGUGUAUCCGAGCAUGCUUCCGCGAGGCGAAGUAUCAGCCGGCAGAGGUGGAUUGCUUCGAGACGCAUGGAACAGGAACCGCUCUCGGUGAUCCCAUUGAGGUGGGCGCUUUCAAGCGCAUUUACGCCCAGUCUCAGCGAGCCCAUCCACUCAUGGUGACGAGCUCCAAGACCAACCUAGGCCACCUGGAAGGUGGUGCAGGCAUGGCUGGGUUCAUCAAGUGCAUCCUGCAGGUCAUGCGUUGUGAGGCGAGUCCAAACAUCCAUUUGCGUGAGAGAAAUCCGCAUCUGGAUGUGGAAGGAUUCCCGACCCAGUUCUUGUCAGAGGGCUUGGUGACGCACUACAACACUGCGGUCACCGGUGUCAGUUCCUUUGGCUUCGGAGGCACGAAUGCCCAUGCAAUGGCAUUCGGGAAAAAUUGUGUCACUGCCCGGGAUGUCACGAAGAAGGACUUCAGGGGCCUCAUGCUGCAGAAGAUUAUGCAGGGCCACAUGCAGCCGCGGAUUUGGGCGCGGCUCGGGCAGAGAGUCCUGGCCCUGGGCCUCCACGGCUGGCGCAAGGAGAAAGAUCUGGUCUUCAGGGCAGCAUCCACUGUCGGCGCCCCUGGAAAGAAGAAGGGAGCCUCUGAGCUAACGCCAAUCUUGGCUGAAGUAGAUGGCGAGCUGGAGGAGCAGGACAUCCUGGAUCAGGCAAGACCCGAAGAUCUCCUCGAGACUUCGUCGCCUUCUGACGAGGGCUCUGGUCUAAAGGCCGGGCCACUUGCCAAGAAGAUGUGGAGCUGCGCAAGACGAGGUGUUCGCAGUGAGGAGGUCUGGGCGCGCUUCGCGCAGAGAGUGCUAAUGACAGGCACACUGAUCGGUGCCACAGACAUUUCUCUAAUGUUUCGUGCCUUUGCCAGGAUAAAAUAUCGGGAUGCACGGGCUCUGGACACUCUCUCCCCAUUUAUUCUUCGACACAUCGACUCUUUCAACACGGAAGAGCUUGUCCUCCUCCUUCUUGCGCACAAGAAGUUGGAGUAUGAGAGAACUGACAACCUCCACCUCUUGCUGAACGUGCUCUGUCAGAGGAAAGAGGAAUGGACUGGCAAGGAUGUUGCACUCAUUAGCAAUGCCGUUGCACACUUCUACAUCUAUCGCCCCCGCUUCUGGCGGCUCGCGGCCAUGUCUUUAAAUCGACUCGUCUGGACGAUGAACCCACUGGAGUUGACGAUCCUCGUCAGUGCCAUGGCGCGAGUGGACCGGCGAGACGAGCAAGCACUCAUUGUGAUCGCAAAGAUGUGCCGCCGCUGUGCCCAGCGGCACCUCUUCAGCCAGGAGACGCUUGCGACAGCAAUGAAUGCCUUUGCCAAGCUGGAUUUCAACAAUGUCAAGCUUGCAAAAGCCUUCGAGGACGCCGCAGUGAAGAAGCUGGAUCGUGCACUGGAGCUUGGCCCGCAGUAUCGGCGAUCCGGUAGCCUCCGUGACCAGGAUGUCUUUGAUCUACAGGCCUUGGUCCUUCUCUUCCGCACACUUGUGGCUUUGGUGGGAACCUCUGACGAUGUGGCGGAAAAGCUCCUGACACUCUUAGCAUGGUCGAAGGAGGAGCUGGGAGAUUAUCAGCGUCGGGUGUUGAAGCCGACCAGUAUAGCCUUCCGGCGUCUCCAUCCAGUCUUGUUCAAGAGCCUGAGCAUGGAGUGCCGGGAUGCAUUGCACACCUUCGAAACCACACAAGUUAAGAUCUCCACUUUCGAGUCCCGCUGGAUGAGGGAGGUGCGAAGCACGCUGCGCAAGAUGGACGUCAGCGUCGAACUGAAGCCCCUCAUCGACGACCAGGUGCUGGACAUCUGGCUUCCGGUCAGCAAAGCCGUGGUUUGUGCCGUGGGUCCGUAUGGCUACUAUGCCGGCACAACCGAGAGGACCGCCUACAGCAAGCUGCACCAGCGAACCUUGGAAAUGGAGGGCCACGUGUGCAUGACUGUGCCGUAUUUCGAGUGGGCCGAUCUGAAGACAGAGGAAGACAAGAUGGUCUAUUUGUGGUCACUGGGCCGCAAAUCUGCAGGGACGGGCAAGAAGGGCCAGGUCUCCAGCGAAGUGGGCCCCGCCGUCGAGCUCCCCUUGCAGUCGGAUCUGAGUGAUCUCGGUGAAGCGAACCUCUAG